UUUUGUUUUUCGUCUGCACGCAUUGCCAUCAUCACCACGGCACGUCUGUUUUGUUGUGGUGGACUACAUGAUACAUUUGAUCCAGUGCUUGUGUAAUUUUGGUCGGCUUGUGUAUUGAACUUCAUAACUACUUUGUUUACGCUUGACUGUUUGCUACUCGCUAUGGCGGUCGAUGCUCAGCACAAACGUUGGGGUGAGCUACCACCGUUGAUCACAGAAACGGAAUCUGGAAUUGCUGCGAUUGAACGAGAGCAGAUCACCAAACCACGUCCAGUGCCUAUUCAGGGAGCCGCACUGUACCAGCCCAAGGCACACAAGUUGAAUGACCAGAGCGAGCGUUGUGCCCUAGAGUACGGUGUUAUUGACCCAAUAACAUCGCACACCAUCGCAUUGAUCCAGCAUGCUAAAAAAGUUCAGUCAUGCAUUACGAACCUUCAGCAACAGGACAGAGACAUCAAGCCACUGGAAGCUGAGUACUUGCCACCUAUACCAGAAGGUCCCUGCAUCCCUGGCCUAACUAGCCCGGGCAAUAACAGUCGCCUUGAAAUGAAGUCCGACAAAAAAUGCUCUUGGAAACCACCACCUCCACUAGGGGAUCAUGCAACCAGGAUUCUUCUUCGGAGAGCAGUCACAGCUAUCUGUGCACAUGCUGGGUUUGACACCACUUGGAACUCUGUGCUGGAGGUUCUCACAGACGUCUGCGGUGACAUUUAUCGUCGAAUCUGCUGGCAGCUUCGUAGUGUUGUUGACAGGGAGGCACUUACUGGUCAAACGGGCUUUGUGGAUGCCAUGGACCAUGCCUUGCAUGAAUCUGGCUUGGGAGGACUGCAGUCUUUGGUUGAGUUCUUUGAUGACCACAUCGUUGGCUACAAUCGACACAUGCUGAAAACCUGUCGCAAGCUACACCAGACCUACCACAAGGUCAAGCUGCCACAAAGCUGCUCAUCUGACGACUCCAGAAAUGUCAAGGUAAAGGAGGAGCCAGCAAGUGAGAUCCACUUUCCCAGCCUGGAAGACGGAGAUGAAAACAUGGCAGAGGUAGAAGAGGUGCCCAUGGAUGAACUUCAUCGUGUUCUGCAGAACCUAGAAGGUGGGCCCUUGAAAGAUGAUGACACAUCCAGGGGCCCUGCACAGCAGCAGCAACAGUUGCUUGCACACCAUCGCAAGGGUUCAACUGCUUCAUCGACAGGGCAGCUGGAUGCAGAUGAAGAAAUUGUGAUUGUGAGCGACUCUCCACCAAUUUCUGCUGAAGUCAGCUUAGGCUCUUUGGUUGACUCAGUUGAGUCAGGUUCCCUGGACACUGCAAGGCUUGGCCGUUCACCUCCAUUCAAGAAGAAGAAGAAGACAUGAAUCAAGCCCUCAAGAUAUGUGACAAAUGUGCACAUUGGACUUAUAAACAUGUAAAUAUCGUGUAAAUAUAGAAAAUGCACCAGAAAGAAGGCUUUCUACACAUAAAUAAUAAAGGAUAUACAGUACAAA
Molecule: messenger RNA, 1479 nt
Organism: Rhipicephalus microplus (southern cattle tick)
Lineage: Eukaryota; Metazoa; Arthropoda; Arachnida; Ixodida; Ixodidae
Product: STAGA complex 65 subunit gamma
Cellular component (GO): SAGA complex
Molecular function (GO): transcription coactivator activity; protein heterodimerization activity
Source: RefSeq, a predicted model, not a curated record